UUUGUUCUUAUCAGUACAGUGAUGGAGCAGCUGAUUUUUCCCAUCAGCAAUCAACAAUUUCAAAUAUAGUUUUUCUUUUAUUUUAAUCGAUAUUAAGGUUUAUCUGUAUCAGUAUUUUUUUAUGAUUUCUUUUAAAAUUUAUGAGCAAUAAAAUCGUGUGCGGUGUAGUGGACAACAACACGAUCACAAGUUGAUACAAGUUCAUUUCUACGCGCACGGCUCCCUCAGCCUAUUGGAAAUUUCCAAAGUGUUACAACAAGAAUGGCACAACGUUCAAUUUUCUUACUCUCCUCUUCUCGUGUACAUGGCUUUGUCUUUUUGGAGCAUGCCAAGGAGUUACUAAUUGAUUUUCUCUCAAAACACAAUGUGAAGACGGUGCUUUUCGUACCCUAUGCGCAGAAGGAUCACACGAAAUAUACGGAACUUGUUGAGAAAACACUCUCCCCAUGGGGCUAUAAAGUGGAAGGUUUACACGCUAAACCGAAUCCCAUUCAGGCUGUGCUACAAGCAGAAGCGAUUUUCAUUGGCGGUGGCAAUACAUUUGUGUUGCUCAAAGCGCUCUAUGAUCAAAACUUAAUUUCGAUAAUACGCGAACGUGUGCUACAGAAAGGCAUACCGUAUAUUGGUUCGAGUGCCGGCACAAAUGUUGCAACACUUUCCAUACAUACAACAAAUGAUAUGCCAGUGGCAUUUCCACCUACGUUCGAUGCGCUCCGGCUGGUACCGUUCAACAUUAAUCCUCACUACUUGGAGCCAGAUGCAUCGACACGUCACAAAGGCGAGACGCGAGAUGAACGUAUACUUGAGUUUAUAGAUUAUCACAAAUUGCCGGUGUUGGGUUUGCGCGAAGGCACCGCAUUGUUGGUGGAAGGUGAUAAAGCGACUUUAGUGGGAGAUCGCAAAGCGAAAUUGUUUGUGCCUGACAAAGAGCCUGUCGAAUUCGCUCCAAACGCUGAUCUCAGUUUUCUGCUGAAUAAAGUUUAAUGUACCAACGUCUUCUUGACGUAUGACAAAAGGCAAUAUCUUUAUGUUUUGGUUUACAACAUUUUAUUGAAAAUAAUGAAAAAUAAUUUACGAACCAUUACUCAAAGUUUUUACAAAUAAAAAAGCAUUUACUUAACUGUUCGAUUUUAUACAUUCAUAGUAUUAAAUAUUAUUUGCACAUACCGAAAUUAUAGCUGUAUCUUAUCUAAAAUUAUUUUAAAAGUAAAGUAGACUUAAAUAGCUCAAUGAAAAUAUAAUUAUUUACAUGGCUCCUUUUAUUAUAAUCUUUUUUUUACAAUGUAUAAACAGCGCUACAUGUGUAUGUAUGUAUGUACCUACAUAUGGACUUUCAUACGUAUAAAUGAAGCGUUCAAAUACAAAAGCAAACAUUCGAAACAAACGUAAACCUAGUUGAACUAUUUUUAAAGUAUUACUUUCGGUGUGAAAUUCUGGCAAUAUCGACAAAAGUAUAGCUAACUGUCCAAAAUUUGGCAUUGUUUGCCUUAUUUAUUUCUUUUUCAUUUUCAAUAGUUAAUUACUGUCAGUAUCGCAAUUACCAAGGAAAAUAUUUAUCGUAAACUCCAUUAUUUUUAUUUACGUAUUCACCUUCACCUAUCUAUGCAAGGUCAUCAAAUGUCGAACAUCAGAAAAAUAUCAGUUUAGCAUUUGCAAUAGGGUUGCAAACAGUUAUAAGAUUGGAUAUCGAUCUGAGUGGAUUGGGGAUUUACUAUACUCAUAUACUUAGUCCUGCCAAAAGUUCUGUUACAAGUUAAGUCCGUUAUAGAUAUGAAAUUAUAAUACUUUUUUAAUGAAGUUAGUUUUAUUUAAUCAUGUAAAUAUAAGAAAAAAAAUUUAAAUUUUCAUUUGAAAUGAUCACGAUUUGCUUUUACAUAAGUCUUAAAACGAUUAGACCAUUCAGCACUCACGGUUUCCAUGGGUAUUGACGUCGCUGCUCGAACCAAAGAUUGUAUGAGACUCUCCAAAUUUCUGUGCGGCCUUCGACAGGCGAUGUUUUCAAAUUUUGAUCACAAAUGGAUUUAGGUCUGCACUUCCAGGCGACCAAUCUUCUGCGGCUAUGAACCCAGAAAUAUUGUUUUCUAGCCACUGCUGGGUGGUUUCUGCCUUAUGUGGUGGAGUGGAAUCUUGCUGGAAGAACCGAUGCUCUCCAUUGAAGAGAGUACAGCUCAACUGCUUCACAACAUCUUCUAAGAUACACUGGUCGUUGCACUGGUCUUAACCUUUUUUUUCGCAGAAUUGAAGAGAUUUAACGCCUUUAUAAGACAGCCCUCACCAAACUAUUUCGGAGGUUGGUUGGUGGCCACGUUGAACCCUUGGGACAAAAUUUUUUGCGUCUUCAGAAGUUUUAGCGUAGAUUUUGUCGUUUUGCUUAUUAAAACCCUUUUCAACAGCGAAAAUUUCUCAUCUAUGAAAAGAAUAUUUUCAUGGCCGUUGACCGCGUGCCACUGUAGAAUCUGCUUGCAUCUGUCGAGUCUAAUUUUCUGCAAGCGCGUUGUCAAAAGAUGACCAGCUGAGCUACGGAGAUCAUCUUUAAUUAGUCUUGACAUGGAUCUGGUCGAUACAUUCAUUUCCCUGGACAUGAUUUUCCGCUUUCUAAGAGGAUUACUGCGAAUUCUUUCUCGAACGGCUUUUCGGGCUGCACUGGUUCGAACCACGCGAGGACGACCACUUCUUUUUCUGUCCGUCACUUCAGACGCUUAGGAAAAACGAUUAGUCGGCGCAGUAAACAAACAUUCUCGAAAUAUUUAGUUUUUUCAGCCAUUCGUAAAUCUCACUUGCACUUUUACCACUCUUUUGUAAUUCAAUCAGUGCAAUACGAUUGUUCCUAGCUCCCCACUCCAUUAUUAACAAGCGAAAUUUUCAACGAAAGUGACAAUAAUUUAUGAGUAGACAAUGCAUUCGAACAAAAGCAAAAAUAACGGAACUUUUUGUGCGAAUUUGUUCUCGCCGUUAUGCAUUGUAAAAUUUGUCACAGAAUUUAUGGCAAGACUACGUAUUUACAUUUAUGUAAGUAUAUCUCUGGUAGU
Messenger RNA from Anastrepha ludens (Mexican fruit fly), 3029 nucleotides. Its product is annotated as probable alpha-aspartyl dipeptidase. The record is from RefSeq and is a predicted model, not a curated record. Gene Ontology annotation, molecular function: serine-type peptidase activity. Gene Ontology annotation, biological process: proteolysis. The coding region runs from base 262 to 984 and encodes 240 amino acids. NCBI's taxonomy places the organism in Eukaryota, Metazoa, Arthropoda, Insecta, Diptera, Tephritidae. The transcript has 3 exons.